UCGGUUUACAAACCCUGCGAAGAUGGCGACUUCAGGGAGGAGUGCAUUAUUAUCCUCCACCUCAACUGGACCUAAGAGCACACUGGAGAACUCCAACCCAGAGGAGGAUGACGGGCAGGAUUUAUGGUCCACCAUCCUGAGCGAAGUGUCAACCCAUUCAAGAUCUAAGCUACCGUCUGGGAAAAAUGUCCUGGUCAUGGGUGAGGUGGGUUCAGGGAAGACCACCUUGGUUGCAAAGCUACAGGGGAUUGAAGAGUACAUGAAAGGGCGUGGCCUGGAAUACCUCUACUUCAGUGUCCAUGACGACGACAUUGACGACCACACUAGGUGUAAUGCCUGGGUGUUAGACGGAGACCUUUACCACAAAGGUCUGCAGGGAGUAGCAGUGCCAGUGGACUCUAUCGGCAACACGUUGCUGCUGAUAACUGUUGACAUGUCGCGGCCAUGGAACGCCCUGGACUCUCUCCAGAAGUGGGCAGCUGUCGCUAGGGAACACAUCGACAAACUCCGGGUCGCCCCGGAAACGCUGCGGGAGCUGGAGCACAGAAUUGUGAAACAGUUCCAGGAGUACACAGAGCCAGGCAGUGGGGAGGAUGGCACCCCACAGAGGAGGAGUGAAGAUGAGGAGAGCGUGCUGCUGCCGUUAGGAGACAACACACUCACACACAAUCUGGGAAUACCAGUCGUGGUAGUCUGCACCAAGUGCGACGCCAUCAGCACGUUGGAGAAGGAGCACGACUACAGAGACGAACACCUGGACUUCAUCCAGUCUCACAUCAGACAUUUCUGUCUGCAGUACGGGGCAUCUCUGCUUUACACAUCAGUGAAGGAGAUGAAGAACCUGGACAUUCUGUACAAAUAUCUGGUGCACAGACUCUACGGCUUUCCCUUCCACUGCCCGGCACAAGUGGUGGAAAGAGAUGCCGUCUUCAUUCCAUCAGGGUGGGACAAUGAGAAGAAGAUUGCCAUACUUCACGAGAACUUCCAAACAGUAAAAGCAGAGGACAGCUUUGAGGACGUAGUUGUCAAACCGCCAGUCAGAAAGAUUGUACAUGAAAAGGAGAUUCAGGCAGAAGAUGACCAAGUGUUUCUGGUAAAACUGCAGUCGCUGCUCGCCAAACAGCCCGCUGUGACAGCAGGGCGGCCAGUGGACACCACCAGCAGAGCACCUACCGGUUCCCCCAGGACAAGUAAUCGCUCCGCAGCGGCCAACGUAGCAAACGCCAUGCCACAGUCGGGUCAGACCAGUGAGGGUGUGUUGGCCAACUUCUUCAACAGUCUACUGACAAAGAAAGCGGGGACAGGGGGGCCCGGGACGCCAGGUGGGGGUAACAACACUCCCGGAACAGUGCGCAAGUCAGGUUCGAAGCUGGGCCUGGGAGAUGUACAGGCGGAGCUGGACCGCAUAUCCAGCCGGGAGACUGACUCGGACUUGCCCAAUGCCAACGAGACGCCUGCCACCGAUGGUCAGGACACAUGAAGACCAACACACUUCGCCCUGCUCUCCUUCUCCCCACCCCCUUCCGCCACCUCAGUCAUCUUCCACCUCCCUUGUCCUCACUCUCCCCACUCUCAUCCUCCACUCCAUCACAGCGAUGCAGGGAGAAAGAGGGAUGUAGGGGGAAAAGGGGGGUGGGCACAAAAUUUUGCCUCCCGCUCGUCUUUCACUGUCUCCUCAAGGAGAAGAACUCACCCUCUCUUCACCUACCCCUUUUCCCACACCUCGUCUGCCUCCCUUCCCUUCUCUUCCUGGCUGUUUCGCCAAGGGCGAGUAUUUGUCACUGUUACAUACAAGACUGUCUGUUACAUGAGAGUAAAUGAGAAUGGGGGAACCAAUGGGGGUGUGGGGGUUGGGAUGAGAAGAAGUGAACGGUGGGAUGAAAGGGACUGAUUGAGGAAUGAAAGUGAGGGCGUUUUAUCCAUCCAUUUCUUGUGAUGGUACAGUUAGUGUUUUUACUGUAGGAACUGCUGAAGGGCGCAUGUUGAAGAAUCUGCACUUAGGUACUGUAGGGGUGAGUGUGUGAUUAAUGUAUGUGAGGCAAGUCACGCUUGGCCAGAGGAAGAGAUUGAUGAGAACAAAAAAAAAAAAUGCUUGAAACGAAAUUGUAAACAGUCUUGUUUUUUAAGAUGAAGGGACAAACAUACCAGUAUUUGUGUGUGUGUGCGCGUGUGACAGAGAGAGGGUGUGAGUGUGUGUGUGUAAGAGAGAGAGUUCGGCAGAUCAAGAAAAUUAAGGAAGUUACUUCAACUGUCUGUGGAGAGAUUUUUGGCUGUUUGCAUUUCAACCAAAAGGCAAAAAAAACAUUACUAUGCUCUUACACUACGAGCUCUUAAACAGUGCAUACAGCUCUGUCUGCUACACGACACAAACCAAACAUAACAAAAACAUAUAUAUAGAUAUACACACUUCAGAGUUCACACUCAAGCACGAGUCAUGUGUAGAGGGCACCUUAGGUCCAUCAUGGCACCCAGUUCUACAAUUGGCCAAACUUCCCCUUAUGGUACAUUCUGCUCAGACCUGUAGAUAACAGACUGCGUGCACUGGAAAGGGAGGGUGGUAGAAGGUAGUAAGGGGUGGGUAGCUGAGCUUUACUUGUACAGAUAGAAGCACUAGUGAUUCAGUUCCAUAGUUACUGUGGGCGGGGUGGUGGGUGGUCAAGGGGGUCAGAACAAGGGAGGGUCACACCAAGAAUGUACAGUCAUUGUCUCGCUGAUUGGUCCUGUUAUUUCAGAGCUCUGUGUUGGCGUUUGUAUAAUCAGAUCUGUUAAUCAGUCAAAUAAAAGGUGUAUUUAUUCGGAUUCAUG
Messenger RNA from Chelmon rostratus (copperband butterflyfish), 2805 nucleotides. RefSeq names its product dynein, cytoplasmic 1, light intermediate chain 1 (gene dync1li1). The record is from RefSeq and is a predicted model, not a curated record. The transcript has 13 exons. Gene Ontology annotation, molecular function: dynein heavy chain binding. Gene Ontology annotation, cellular component: cytoplasmic dynein complex; centrosome. The coding region runs from base 23 to 1480 and encodes 485 amino acids. Lineage: Eukaryota; Metazoa; Chordata; Actinopteri; Chaetodontiformes; Chaetodontidae. Gene Ontology annotation, biological process: microtubule-based movement; microtubule cytoskeleton organization.